Molecule: messenger RNA, 1476 nt
Organism: Penicillium maclennaniae
Lineage: Eukaryota; Fungi; Ascomycota; Eurotiomycetes; Eurotiales; Aspergillaceae
Product: CDP-diacylglycerol--glycerol-3-phosphate 3-phosphatidyltransferase
Exons: 3
Coding region: 1-1476 (491 amino acids)
Biological process (GO): cardiolipin biosynthetic process
Cellular component (GO): mitochondrion
Molecular function (GO): CDP-diacylglycerol-glycerol-3-phosphate 3-phosphatidyltransferase activity
Source: RefSeq, a predicted model, not a curated record
AUGUUCGGUCGCAUCGGAGGCCAGGCGCUGCGCUGCGCUGCUCGGCCGAUUGUGCGUCGCCAGAUUCCUGCGCGUGUGUAUAUCUGUGAUAAUACGACAAAGCUCUGUACUGACGCUGCGAAGCAUAAAAUCCGCAACGCCAAGCGGCGCGUCUACCUCUCCACGCUGUAUAUCGGAAAGACAGAACACGAGCUGAUCGAGACCCUUUCGGAAGCUCUGCGCACCAACCCAGACCUCAAAGUCUCCAUUCUGACUGACGCUCUUCGCGGUACCCGGGAAACGCCCAAUCCUUCAAGCGCAUCCCUGCUCUGUUCAUUGGUAGAGGAAUAUGGACCGGAACGAGUCGAGAUUCGGAUGUUCCAUACUCCUAAUCUUACGGGACUAAGGAAAAAGCAUAUCCCUCGCCGAAUUAAUGAAGGCUGGGGAUUGCAGCACAUGAAACUCUACGGUAUCGACGAUGAGAUUAUCCUCUCUGGAGCCAACUUGUCCUCGGACUACUUUACCAACCGUUUAGAUCGCUACCAUUUGUUCGAUUCCAAAGCUUUAACAGAGUACUACGCUCGUAUUCACCACGCUAUCUGCAGCAUUAGCUUCCAAGUCCUGCCAGAUUCCGACAGCAAGGCGGGCUAUCUCUUAGACUGGCCUACUUCCAAUAAGGCUCCAUCGCCUCUCGACGGUCCCGAAGACUUCAUCGCAUGUUCAUCGACUUUUUUGGGCCCGCUCAUCCAAGCCCGUGAUAACAAGCCUGUCAUUCCAUCCGAGUCAAGCCAAACUUUUGUAUACCCCGUUGCACAGUUCACCCCUCUCCUAAAACCCGACACCUCCACCGAAUUCCCUGCUGUCACCGGCAUUCUGCGUCUCCUGUCCGAGUCUCCUGCAUUUGCAGGAGCGCGCUGGCUUUUCACUGCAGGAUACUUUAACAUUCAUCCUGUUCUUUCUUCCUUCUUGAUCGCCAGCACAUCCUCCACCCCUCAAAACCCAACCACAACCCAGGGCACAGUGUUGACCGCUUCUCCCUGGGCGAAUGGCUUUUAUGGAUCUCCGGGUGUUUCCGGUAUGCUUCCAGCUGCGUACACGCAUCUUUCUGCGCGGUUCUUAGACCGCGUUGCUGAGGCGCAGUGCACAAACUCCAUUCAGCUGAAAGAAUGGCGCCGCGGUACAGUCGGCACACCAGAUGGGUGGACGUACCACGCCAAAGGCUUAUGGAUCACCCUUCCCCAGGAGAAACAUCCCAGCCUGACCUUCGUCGGUAGCAGCAACUACACCAAGCGAAGCUAUAGUCUCGAUAUCGAGAUAGGCGCGCUAGUUGUGACGAGCGACCAAACUUUGAAGGAAAAGCUUGGUGCUGAGACCGAGUGGCUUCAAAAGGACGCCAAGGCUAUCUCGAGGGAAGAUCUCAUGCGCACUGAACGACGCGUCGGCUGGAAUGUACGCCUUGCAAUGUGGAUUGUUGAGAAGGUUGGCGGGGCACUUUGA